UGGUGAGGUAGGGGCCUGUUGAGGUAGGGGUAGGGGCAGUGACACCCUCGCCCAUCUUCACCUGUCCGGCGUCGUCCAGCUGCCGUUGCCUUUGAGGAAGUAUUUUCCACAGUGAAUAAUUAGGAGGGAAUAAUUACGCCAUUUAGAUCCAGCGAAGGAAUUCUAUCAGGAUGGUGUGCGCCUUGGAGGGGAUCCUGGUGAUGAAAGUCCAUGCUCCGACUGUGUUCUUAUCUGCAACAUACACCUGCCCAGCUGCUGGAGGCGUGCAACAGGUUCAGCGGUGGAUUUGUGAUGGUGGGGGGGAAUCAGUUUAUGUUGAUGGUUGGAAUACCAAUAAAGAAGGCUGCUUCAUCCAAGGUGAUGAUGAGCUGUUCAACAAUUGCUUGACCUGUAUUCAUCCAGAUCGCUGUGGUUGGCAAAAACGAGAGUGUUCAAAAUGCAAGAAGAACGAAACAUUCGGAUAAUAGAAUGGGAGGACAUGGACAAGAAAAAAUUCUACUCUGUUGGUCUUCUCAUGGCUCUGUCAAUCCGCUUAGGAGUUUAUCCCAUCAUACUGAUUAGAACACGGCUUCAGGUCCAAAAAGGCAGGAGCCAUUACAAAGGCACUUCUGACGCAUUCAGUAAAAUUCUAAAAUCUGAGGGGAUACGAGGACUUUACAGAGGGUUUCUGGUGAAUACGUUUACCCUAAUCUCUGGCCAAGCGUACGUUACGACCUAUGAACUGGUGCGCAUGUACGUAUCCCGCUACAGCGACAAUAAUGCAGUUAAGUCAAUUAUAGCUGGAGGCUCAGCAUCCAUUGUGGCACAGAGCUUCGUAGUGCCCAGCGAUGUAAUUUCCCAGCACCUAAUGAUGGCCGGCCAGAAAGGCUACAGGGGCCGUUUAGAGAUGUCCCAGAUACCAGGCACUACCAGACAAAACUUUGGCCAGGCAAAGGAGAUUAUUGUUAAUAUUUUCAAGAUUGAUGGCCCACGUGGAUUUUACAGAGGAUAUUUAGCUGCCUUGUUGACGUACAUUCCUCACAGUGCAGUGUGGUGGCCUUCUUACCACUUCUUUGCAGAGCAAAUUUCAAAAUGGACUCCCAGUGAAUGGCCUCAUCUGAUUAUUCAAGGAAUAGCUGGACCAAUGGCAGCAAUCACAGCAUCUAUAGUCACCAACCCAAUGGAUGUGAUCAAAACAAGGGUUCAGGUGGGGGACAAAUCGAUAAGUGACACUUUCAGGCAGCUCCUGAGAGAGGAAGGUGCGUGGGGCUUCACCAAGGGGCUCACCGCUCGCAUCUUAUCUACAGCUCCAACAGCUCUUGCCUUAGUGGUUGGUUACGAAACAUUGAAAAAGAUUAGUUUAAAAGAAGAAUUAGUGGCAACUAGACGUUGGUAAAACCAGUAUUGCAUUGGAAUAAAGUGCACAAAAAUAUU
Messenger RNA from Amblyraja radiata (thorny skate), 1413 nucleotides. RefSeq names its product solute carrier family 25 member 44. Bases 437 to 1375 code for a protein of 312 amino acids. The record is from RefSeq and is a predicted model, not a curated record. Gene Ontology annotation, cellular component: mitochondrion. NCBI's taxonomy places the organism in Eukaryota, Metazoa, Chordata, Chondrichthyes, Rajiformes, Rajidae. Gene Ontology annotation, molecular function: branched-chain amino acid transmembrane transporter activity. The transcript has 5 exons. Gene Ontology annotation, biological process: branched-chain amino acid transport; branched-chain amino acid catabolic process.